GUUUAAAGUACAGAAAUGUUUACUAUAUAUUCGAACGACCUUUUUAAAGGUGUUUUAAUUUUGUUUUAAAGAAUAAUACAAUUAAAUAAUCAUGAAACAAUUAUAUUUCACAGUGCUAUUUAUACUAUACGGAAUAAUCUAUUCUGUGAAAUCUACUAAUGUGACAAUACUUACACAACUUCAAUCAUUUUAUUAUCCAUCAAGAACUACAGUCUAUCAUAGAUGGUGUAAUGAACAAUAUCCAUAUGAUUACUGUUCACCUCUCUUUGUUAUCUGUUUAACAAAAACAUCUUUGAGACGUUGUAUACAAAAGUAUGAAUUUGGUGGAUCAGGUUCGGAAUAUGAACAUAAAAAGUUCAUCACAUUUCAUGAAAAACUGAAUGAAAAUAUGACUAAUCCACUUGUAUUUACCGUGUCAAAUUGGACUAUGAUGAGAAAACAUAUUUAUUUACGAAGUCUAAACAAAAUUCAAGUCCCGGAAUAAACAUCAACUCUGGGAUGCAGGUACAUUCAGUUAAUGAAUUCAGAAUAGGAUUAAACGCGAGUACUGGAUUCUACUGUUAGUCAUCAUCCACCUUUGCUUAUAAAUGCAAAGAUUAUUCAUUCACGUAAGCUUUGACUGUAAUCAAGAAUUUCACAAAAACGCAGUAAUAACAUUGGAAUCAUCCUUAGAAUCCUAUGAAUUAACUCCUUAUCUUAUAUAAACUCUAGAAUCAAACCCUUUUUACAAAUACUGCUAAUACAAACUCACUAACAGCUAGUUAUUGAAAAAUAAUUCAUUUACAAAUAUUUAUUUCAAUCAAUCUAUGAAGUUUAUC
Molecule: messenger RNA, 818 nt
Organism: Schistosoma bovis
Lineage: Eukaryota; Metazoa; Platyhelminthes; Trematoda; Strigeidida; Schistosomatidae
Source: the annotation of a GenBank genome assembly